This is a messenger RNA of Syngnathoides biaculeatus (alligator pipefish), 1307 nucleotides long. RefSeq names its product OTU deubiquitinase, ubiquitin aldehyde binding 1b (gene otub1b). The record is from RefSeq and is a predicted model, not a curated record. Gene Ontology annotation, molecular function: cysteine-type deubiquitinase activity; ubiquitin binding. Gene Ontology annotation, biological process: negative regulation of double-strand break repair; protein K48-linked deubiquitination. The transcript has 7 exons. The coding region runs from base 264 to 1076 and encodes 270 amino acids. Gene Ontology annotation, cellular component: nucleus. NCBI's taxonomy places the organism in Eukaryota, Metazoa, Chordata, Actinopteri, Syngnathiformes, Syngnathidae.
AAAAAACAAGUGGAAAACACAACACAGCGACACGCGGCGAGGCCGCUCGCCUUUGCGCUUCAAGUCACGCCAAAAGCGGCCGCUUCGCUCGGCGUUCGUCGUCCGACGCGAGCCCAAAGCGGUCGACACGCAGCGUCAAAAUGGAGAAAAGAGAAAGGAGGCUGUAGCUUGUUGGCUAAAGCUAACGAGCGGCACAAAGAGAAAAAAAGGCUUCAUCGUGCGGAAACUUGCACGCAUUUUGCUCUCGAGCACACGUUCGAGCCAUGUGCCCAAAACGUUUUGCUUUCGAGCGAGACGUUCGUACAUUGGCACGUCACGGCGUCAACUGCCUGGCGUACGAUGAGGCCAUCAUUGCACAGCAGGACAGAAUUCAACAGGAGAUAGCCAACAAUAACCCGUUAGUGUCGGAAAGAAAGCAACUGUCCGUUCUUCAGGGCGAGUACUCCGAGGAGGACACGGUUUAUCAGCUCAAGAUCAAGGACUUGCACAAAAAGUACUCGUACAUCCGCAAGACGAGACCGGACGGCAAUUGUUUCUACAGGGCCUUCGGCUUUGCGCAUCUGGAAUCGCUGCUGGAUGACGGCAAGGAACUGCAGAAGUUCAAAGAGGUGGCGGCCAAAAGCAAAGUGGACCUGGUCGAUCAAGGAUUCACCGAGUUCACCAUCGAGGACUUCCAUCACACCUUCAUGGACCUGAUCGAACUGUGCGAAAAGCAGCCGAGCUUGAAGGAGCUGCUGAGGUCCUUCAAUGACCAGAACGUGUCGGACUACGUGGUGGUGUACCUGCGGCUGCUCACCUCGGGCUACCUGCAGCGGGAGCACGCCUUCUUCCAGCACUUCAUCGAGGGGGCGCGCUCCGUCAAGGAGUUUUGUCAGCAGGAGGUGGAGCCCAUGUCGAAAGAAAGCGACCACAUUCACAUCAUCGCCUUGGCCCAGGCCCUGAACCUGUCCAUCCUGGUGGAGUACAUGGAUCGAGGAGAGGGAGGGACGGUCAACCAUCACGUCUUCCCCGAAGGCGGCGACCCGCGCAUCUUCCUGCUCUACAGGCCGGGCCAUUACGACAUCUUGUACAAAUAGAAGCCGCGCUUGGCGUCCGUUCGUCAUGAACAAAAAAAUUAAUCGAUACAGUUCAUGCCCCACCCCCAGUUAGCACCAAAUAUCUAAAGGAAACAUGGUUGAGAAAAUAGAAAAGUGACUCCAGGUAUUUAGAGUUGUACAGGUUUCUUUUGUGGUUGUAAAUGUUAAUCUACUUGCUUUUGUUGGAUUCUGCGUUUCAAUUGAGUUUUAUUAAAGGGAUUUGCAUCUUAA